AUGGCGGGCAGGGGGGCCAGCAUCAGCAGAAUACGGAUGGCGGGGCUGCCCGGGACGGGCGCCGGUGGCCACCAUGCCGUUCCGACUGGUGGCGCCGCCGUGGCGGUUCACGGUGAGCCGACGCUGGGGGACACGCCGUUGUCCGUCUCCUUCAGCGUGCCGAGCUCGCCGUCCGGGAUCCACCUCGCGCAGGGACGACUCCGCAUGCCCCCGUCCGCCCACGCCAGCAUCGCUGAGGUGCACGCCACUCCGGUGCUGCCAAGCGAGUCAGAGCAGGUCGAGGGUCGCCAUCUCGUCGUGCCGCAGCUGGUAAAGCAUGCCCAACACCACUCGCAGUCGUCGCUGGUGAUCCAAAGUGCCGGAGAGGGGCCGCGGAGCAACAGCACGCGCGAGCUGGACCGCCAAUUCGACCAGUUCAGGACCUUCUCCGGCCGGCACAACCGCCAGCUCUCCAACCUCCGUGGCCUGCCUCAGGACCCGCCGGGGACGGACGUCGAGCACGGUGCAGUGUCCAAGCUCUUCGAGGAGGACACCAACGAGGAUGACGACGUCCCCACCGCCGACCGCUACUUCGCUGCCCUCGAAGGACCUGAGUUUGACACCCUUCGUUCAACAGAGGUGGCGGUGCUGCCCAAGGACGAGCCAUGGCCAUUCCUUCUUCGGUUCCCGAUUAGCGCAUUUGGGAUGUGCCUUGGCGUGAGCAGCCAAGCGAUGCUAUGGAAGACGCUCCAGUCGGAGCCCUCUACGGCAUUCCUCCGCGUACACCCUGCCGUCAGCCACGUCCUCUGGUGGAUCUCACUCGCCCUCACCGUCAUCGUCUCCAUCACCUACCUCCUCAAGGUUGUCUUCUACUUCGAGGCCGUCCGCCGCGAGUUCCACCACCCUGUGCGCGUCAACUUUUUCUUCGCGCCCUGGAUUACCUGCCUCUUCCUUGUCAAGGGUGUGCCACACCCGGUGUGGGAGAUCCACCAUGUCGUCUGGUACCUUCUCAUGGCGCCCAUCUUCUGGCUCGAUAUCAAGAUCUACGGCCAAUGGAUGUCCAGUGGUGAGAGGCGCCUCUCCAAGGUGGCCAACCCAUCCAACCACCUUGCCAUUGUCGGCAACUUUGUCGGCGCGCUACUUGGUGCCAGGAUGGGCCUCCGGGAGCUACCAAUCUUCUUCUUCGCUGUUGGGUUCGCCCACUACGUUGUGCUCUUUGUCACCCUCUAUCAGCGGCUCCCCACCAAUAUGCAACUCCCCAAGGAUCUCCACCCGGUCUUCUUUCUUUUCGUCGCUGCGCCUAGUGUGGCAUCCAUGGCCUGGACGAGGAUCUCUGGCGAGUUCAACGAUGGUGCCAAGCUCCUUUACUACGUCUCACUCUUCCUCUACGUGUCAUUGGUGGUGCGCGUCAACCUCUUUUGGGGGUUUAGGUUCUCGCUGGCGUGGUGGGCAUACACAUUCCCGAUGACAAGUGUUGCCCUGGCGACGGUAUUGUAUGCAUCAGAGGUGGACAACUUGGUGACGCGAGCAAUGGCACUCGGGCUUUCGGGGAUUGCCACCAUGACCAUCAUUGUGGUGCUGGCCGCCACCAUGUACCACGCCUUUGUGCGCGGAGACCUCUUCCCUAAUGAUGUGUCCAUCACCAUCACAAAGCAGAGACCUAAAUUCAGCAAGAUUCUCGCUCACCUUCAGACGUGUGGCUCCGAUGUCAAGGAGCUCGUUGUCUCUAUCCCCAAUUUCAAUUCAAAUUCCAAGCAAGGCGCCUACUCUGACGACUCUGACUCCAAUGCUAGGAUGAACAACUGA
Molecule: messenger RNA, 1785 nt
Organism: Triticum turgidum subsp. durum (durum wheat)
Lineage: Eukaryota; Viridiplantae; Streptophyta; Magnoliopsida; Poales; Poaceae
Source: the annotation of a GenBank genome assembly